AUGGCCGAGGGUGCCCAGGGCUGGCUGAUGUUAAUAGACUAUGUUUCUUUUCAAUUCCUCGUAAUUUGUUGGAACGAGUUCCGGCCCUGGAUCGACGUCAAGCCAGUGAAAGCGAUCCGGGCCAAGCCCCAGUACAAACCCCCGGAGGAGAAGAUGAUCCACGAGACCAGUUACAGCGCCCAGUUCAAGGGGGAAACCAGUAAGCCUUCUCCAGCUGACAACAAAUACCUGGAGCGCAGGAGGAUACGCACCCUCUACAGCGAGCCCUACAAAGAACCUCCCAAGGUGGAAAAACCUAGCAUAAAGCCUUCCAAACCAAAAAAGACCACAACAAGCCAUAAACCCCUGAAAAAGGCCAAAGACAAGCAGAUUGCAUCUGGCCGGGCUGCCAAGAAAAAGAGCGCCGAGACCUCCAACACAGCAAAGCCAGAGGACAAGGAGAAAAGUAAAGAGAUGAACAAUAAACUGGCUGAGGCAAAAGAGACCCCUGAGAAAAACCCUGGUGCUACAGAGCAAGAGCCAAGUACCUUGGUGCAGGACCAACCCUUGUGAGGUCGGGAACUCCUCCGAGCAGCCGCUGGAGCACACGGAUAGUCUGCAUGGAAUGUGUAUGGCCUGGCGGCCUCCAAUACAGCCGACAAGCAGA
This is a messenger RNA of Manacus vitellinus (golden-collared manakin), 646 nucleotides long. RefSeq names its product microtubule associated protein 6 (gene MAP6). The record is from RefSeq and is a predicted model, not a curated record. Bases 1 to 552 code for a protein of 183 amino acids. The transcript has 4 exons. Gene Ontology annotation, biological process: regulation of microtubule cytoskeleton organization; positive regulation of axonogenesis; cytoskeleton-dependent intracellular transport. Gene Ontology annotation, molecular function: calmodulin binding; microtubule binding. NCBI's taxonomy places the organism in Eukaryota, Metazoa, Chordata, Aves, Passeriformes, Pipridae. Gene Ontology annotation, cellular component: microtubule; Golgi-associated vesicle; dendrite.